AUGGAGGUUGAGGUAUUUGAAGAGGCAAAUAAUUAUGAUAAUACACAAAUUGGUGUAAGAGCCUACAAGAAAUUGUCUAGAGGGCAUUUAAAAAAAAAAAAUCCAAUAUCAGUGGCAAAAUAUACUGAUUUAUUAAAACUUUGUAAAAGUGGUGUCAUACCUAACAGGUAUCAUAGUGAGUAUACUUCAUUAAAAAGAAAUGAAAUAGUGGAAGAUACACUGCAAGAGACUGAUGAAGAAGAUUGUAGUUCAGACUGA
Molecule: messenger RNA, 258 nt
Organism: Macrosiphum euphorbiae (potato aphid)
Lineage: Eukaryota; Metazoa; Arthropoda; Insecta; Hemiptera; Aphididae
Source: the annotation of a GenBank genome assembly